GGAUUUAAAAAACGGUGUUUAUGUAUAAAAAUCCUCACGUGUGCUUUCAGUUUCAUGUCAAUGGAAUGAAAACAUGGAAAACAUGUCCCAUACACUUCAGUUAGGAUUCAAAUAAAAUGCACAAAACUAACGAAUAUCUACUUUCAAGAGUAAUAAAGAACUGAUCAGGAAAACAGCAAACAGAAAAACAAUGGAUUUCAAAUCACGGAUGGAUUACAGAUUUGAUCAACUGAAAAAAGAUGUUAUCCAUGUUCUAAAGAAGCACCCAGAUGGGGUUCCCAAGAGUGAUAUAUGGUCUCUUGUGCAUAAUGACACUGGACGGAUCAUCUCAGCCAAGCAAUAUGGCUUAAAGAAAUUGAGUAACGUCUUAGAGAGAUGGACAGAUGACAUUAAAACAGAGUUUUCCGGAAAAACGCCACGUUUGAUGUUAAAGGAUACAUCAGUAUAUUCAAAUGAUUUUUCAAAAUCUGUAGGGAACGAUUCAUUUGCUUCAGGAAUAAUGGCGGAACUUAAAAGGCGGACAGAGAAGGCUGGAAUAAAAAUUCCAGCUACUUCUACAAGUGGAUGCAAUGAUGAUAUGCAGGAUUCACCUGAUUCUUCAGAAUCAGAUGAUGACAGUGAUACUACUAGUGAAGAAAAUACAAGCAACAGUGCUCUUCUUGUAAGACAUAAGUGCCUUGUUAGGCAAUGGGUUUUGGAUUUUUUUCGCGAGGAGCAAAUUCUGUGUUGUGGUUUUUCCAAAUUAAAAAAGUAUGUGAUCAAGAGGAUGCAAAAGCAUUUUGACAAGACAUCUUUGAAAACAAAUACAUGGAAGACUUUUUUAUAUGGCCAUUGUAAAGAUUUAGUGAGGUUGAAAGUUACAAAAAAAUCUAUCGAAGUGUAUCUGUUGAAAAUAGAUUAUAAGGAAGGAACUCAAAGAAAGGAAGUUAAAGAGAAGGAGGGACAACCAUCUACGGCAAUGUCUUUGUUGACAAAAAUGUCAACACUGAAUAGGAGCAAAAACUCUUCAGAAGACGCAAAAUGUAUUUCACUGCAACUUGAUGAAAAUCCAAGCAAACAGACUGAAAUUAUUGAUCUUACAAACGAAUCAGAACCAUCUGUUUCAAACUCUCAAAAGAGUGGUAAUACUAGCAAAUUUGGGGAUUUUUCAGUGCCUUUUAACGUACUGCAACCUAUGCGCGUUGAAAGUAAGCCAAUUAAAUUAGGAGAGUCUUCUGCAAGUGCAACUUUUGGGUCUGGUGUUAGCAAUAUUAGAGAAAACUCAUUUCUUGAAUUUGAAUCAUCUCUUCCAGGAAUACAAAAUAGAAUUAUUGAAAUCAUCAAUGCUCCGAUAAACACAACUCCGUUUCCAGUAAAGAGGAUAGAUGUGAGACAGGUUCAUGUGCCACAUGGUAGGUUACCAGCAAGAGAAUAUGUUGAUGAUAUAGCCAAAGAAUGCAUUGAGAUAUUAGCAGACGCCAAUGAAAGCGUGACAAUGGAGAGAGUGGAGCAGAUGGUUUGUCAACGAUUUGGUUGUUAUAACAUUAGACAGCUAGGUUUUCAGUACACUGAUCAGAUUCCUUGUAUCAAUGAACUUAAUCGUUUGCUGAGUAAGAUUAAUCUCUAUGUCAUUGCUUUUGUGAAGGCUCGGUCCAUUUGUACCUUGUAUGAAUUAAAGGAGGCGAUACAAGAUCAUGAGGCUGGGUCAGCAGAUUUUGAAUCUCUUAGAUUAGGACCAUUGCAGCGUCUUCCUGUGGUAUAUCAGCAGUUUCACUUUCCAACAGAUCAUGCAGAAAUUCCACAGGUUACUACCAUGGACAUACUGGAUCAUUUUCAGAAUUACCUGACCAAGUUUAGAUUGUGGUCAGGACGAUUGGAUCUUGAACCAUUCUUGGAUUAUUUGGCAGAAGAAUAUGACGUUCCCAAUUACAAUAUGAUAGGAUGCAAAGUAAGGUCAUUGCCUUUAGCAGCUACAGUGUUGAAGAAAGCGCAGAGAGAUUCACGAAAUCAACAGCAACAGAUAGUGAGGCAUUUCAAGGAUGAAUUAAAGACACAGAUAGGAGAUGCCUUCAGAAAAUUCCGAGCAAGCAUUUUGGUAACAGGAGCAGGUGAGGGAAUGGAAGUGCGACAGCAUUAUAUGAAGAUGAGACCUGAGCUAGCUUUAUUAGAGAUCUUUGACAAGUUCAACAUUCUGUUUAUGGUAACUCAGACAGGCAAUAGGAAGUGGACCAGAAAUGCUAAAUUUAGACAUCUUAUUGGGGUAAGAAAAUCAAUAUGUGAAUGUAUAUUAAAUGUGAUAAGUGAAUUGUAAUUAUGCCCUGGGCGA
Molecule: messenger RNA, 2305 nt
Organism: Ruditapes philippinarum (Manila clam)
Lineage: Eukaryota; Metazoa; Mollusca; Bivalvia; Venerida; Veneridae
Exons: 4
Coding region: 191-2290 (699 amino acids)
Source: RefSeq, a predicted model, not a curated record